Molecule: messenger RNA, 3169 nt
Organism: Didymella exigua CBS 183.55
Lineage: Eukaryota; Fungi; Ascomycota; Dothideomycetes; Pleosporales; Didymellaceae
Exons: 1
Coding region: 288-2909 (873 amino acids)
Source: RefSeq, a predicted model, not a curated record
ACCAAUUUGUUUCGUCCAAGCGCCGCUGUUUACCAAUCGUCGCUUACUUUUUUUCCAACAGCAUCAUCCUUGCAGCUCACUCCGAAAACGUUCGCCGUCGAUAUAUAUCAUAUCCUUCAGCCGCUGUACGACAACUGCCGGUUUCUGGACCUUGACUUGCCUUGUCUGGCGGCCCCGCCAUUACCGUCACCAUAACAACACUCCCCCCAGUCAUCACGCAUACGAGGGAGACACCACCUUCCAUGCAGUAACCAUAUCACACACAGGUCUGUUCGGCUACGCUUGCCAUGGCGCCAAACGACAACCACAGCUUGCGCCAUCUAGCGCCUCAAUCGUCGAACUCAAGAUGGCGCUUUACUCGAUCAACAGCCAACCUGCGCGAAGCAGCCUCACGGUCGGUAUCUGGCCCAAGUGAGCAAAGCGCUGCGUCAAAGCUCGCGCGAGCACCGUCAAAGAUGUCGUUGUUCAGUCUGUUUAGUCGGCCGAAAGUGGAAACAGCUCGAGGUCACACAGAGGUUGGACUAGCUGUCCCCAUGCGCCCACAAACACCUCCGAAGCCUGAAGUGCCGCCUAAAUCUGCACUCAGACAGAACCCUACGCCCGCUGCCCCGCAGUCGAUACGAUCUCGAUCCAGUCUAUUGUUCCGUCCAAUGUCCAUGAAGCCGCCACCGCCAGCAAAUGAUGCUGGUCACUGGGAACCACCGCCGUUAUUUCAAGCCUUCCCGCAAUCGGUCAAGCACGCUACCGUGCAGGCGUGUGUUUUCCCUCCUGAAGUGUUGAUGCGGACGCAGAGUCAGCGUCGACAAGCUGAAUUGAUAAGGGAAAAAAUAGAGAACGCUCGCGACUUACCAGUAAUUGGGGAGAACAGCAGUGAGACCAAGAAGCUGGAGAAGUCGCACAAGCGCCUGAUAUCUAACUCGGUCCUCCACUCGUCUGCACCAGAGCUCGUCAACAAGAUCUACAUCCUCGUCACAUCAGGCUUCAUAUUGCAAUACGCAGGUGAUGGACCUUUUGACCGCCAGCCGGAGAAGGUGCUGAAGCUGGGCAAGGACUCAGCAGCAUUUGCGUGCGAUCUGAUACCUGGCAAGCAUUGGGUACUGCAAAUCUCUAGCCAUGCCCAUGACGAUGGCACAGUGGAGAUGGGCCCCAAGAGCACAUUACUUUCUCGUUUGCGCACUACGAACGCCAUUGGCAAGAAAGCUGCAACCAGCUUUCUUCUGAUUUUGGAGAGUGCGCAGGAGAUGGAUUCUUGGAUGACUGCAGUGCGGAGGGAGAUCGAGAACAACGGCGGCCAGAGGGCUAAGGAUGAAUCCAUAAGGGGGUCAUCCUCGAUCGACGGCUCGUCUGGCAAGCCGUCUGUCGAGACAAGUCAUCGGUACCUGGUACAACGAGACUUGAAUAUCAUUGCCAUGACGGAACCUCCUGUUGACUCGGCGCAUACAUCGUACCAUGCGCUGCCACUCAAGGAUGUCACUUCAGACUUGGAUGGGAAGCGCACCGAGCGAACUCCCAGCAUAGCGAGCUCGACUCACGAGCAAUUAUCUCGACAAAGUAUUAAGCGCCAAUCUAUUGAGGCAUCAUCGGUGUCUUCCACGCCCAUCUCGCAGAUUCAGAUGCAGCUUGAUCAGUUGCGAGGUCGCUCACGCUUCUCGUACAUGUCUACCGCAACGUCUGCGUCCGGCACUGGAACCAGGAACACAUCUAGAGACUCAUCGCCUACACCACAGUCACCCUUAAGCGAGAGCUUCAGUCCCGUAGCUGAGGGCGAAACCUACCGUCCUUUCCGAUCUCUUCACUCGAAUCCUAGUAAUGACACAGGUUCUCGCCGUAGAUCUGUACAGCCAUUGCCAGUAACUACCGAGGAUAGCUGUAUGUCUGUCGAGGUCCCAGCAAUGCGCCAGAGGCACUCAUUUUAUGGCCCCACAUCGCCAACUCUGCAGGUACCAGCGAUGAUAGAGCCCGAGGCAGCACAACUAGAGACUCUCGAGGUAGCGUCUGCCGCCCCAGCUCCCCCAUUCGUGGCAGCCAAGGGGCUCACUGCGCACAUUGCAAGCCAGGUUCGAUCUCCCGAUGAAGGCACGUUGAAAGGUCGCGAAGACAGCCCAGUGAGGUUCAAUAGUGGCAGCUACAGUGCUUCAUUUCGAGGAGGAACUGUUUCACCGCCACCACGCGAAUGUGCACCGUCUCCACCUCGAUCCGUUAAACGACAGUCUGUUGGUCUCCCACAAUCACACACCGGUUCAGCUUCUUCGCAAUUGGCUCCUUUCAAGUCUGACCCGUCUCGUUCGCGCCGCAUCUCAGCAACGCCGAAGCCUUUCCUUCGACCCUUCCCAGUUCGUCCGCAGGCCCAGCAUGCCAACUCGAACAAUGCCGUUCAGCGCAGAGCUUCAGCCGUGCCGAGUUCUGGGAAUCCAUCGUUGUCGACUUUGGCAGCCAACCGCUCUGUGACAGCACCUCCGCGGUCGCCAUCUGCUGCAGCCGUGCUUUCGCCUUCAGCUCACACAUCUUCUCUGCAAUCCCUUCAGUCCCAAACACUUCGCCGACCGACAUCUGUGCAGGUUCGCUCUGACCACGCACCUUUCUUGUCUUCAAUCCGUCCAACGAUCACUAUCUCUUCAACGCCAUCUUUCGUCCCUGGCACAGGCCAAAGAUCACCUCCAGCGACCCGCUUCUUGCACACAAGCCCUAGCAUAGACGCUUCAAGGGAAGAGGCAUCACUCCAGGCUCCUGCGCAGUCAAAGCACUUGAUGCAGCGAAAAAGCCUGCCGGCAAUGGGUCUGCCACCACCUGCUCCGCCGCCGGACAUGCCCCUACCUGCGCCACCACCCAACAUGCCCUUGCCGGCGCCUCCGCCAAACAUGCCGCUUCCUGCUCCGCCUGUCACUGCUCGACAGACCCUUGCUGUUUGAAAGAUCGUUUUCUGUUCCAUGCCUUCUAUGGCGUUCACGAGUCUCCCUGGGUUGUGCUUACGACGUCAUGCCAUCUUUGAGUUUGUUAUCGCUUGUUGCAUAUUCUACCAUCUACUCGAUAUGAAGCUCGUCCUUCCAGUCUCGUUUAUGACCUCCCUUGCGUCUUCUUGCUACUGUAUUAUCAUGGCACGUUACUACUGUCCUGUUGAUAGAUUCCUUACAUAGUUGUCGGCUCUGGCUAGCGAUGGCUGGAGUCCGCG